GGCGUAUGCCACGUACUGUUGGACGUUGACAGUCGCGCUACUUCCUGGUGCUCACAAUCAGCUUCUGUUAGCUAAGCUUACACAUUUCGAUACUCAUAGUGUCAGCAAAACCUGUCCAAAACAGCGUGGUCAAGUCUUCUGAUUCAGAGGUGGGAGCAGAAGAGGGCAGACGGCACCAUGAACGGCCAGCUGGAUCUAAGUGGGAAGCUGAUCAUCAAAGCCCAGUUGGGCGACGACAUCAGACGCAUCCCCAUCCAUAAUGAGGACAUCACCUACGAUGAGCUGGUGCUGAUGAUGCAGCGCGUGUUCCGGGGGAAGCUGCAGAGCAGCGACGAGGUGGCCAUCAAGUACAAGGACGAGGAUGAUGACCUCAUCACGAUCUUCGACAGCUCUGACCUCUCCUUUGCCAUCCAGUGCAGUAGAAUACUCAAGCUCACUUUGUUUGUGAACGGCCAGCCACGACCCCUGGAGUCCAGUCAGGUGAAGCACCUGCGCAGGGAACUCAUCGAGCUCCGGAACAAAGUCAACAGUCUGCUGGACAGCCUGGAGCCCCCCACGGAGCCUGGCCUCGCUGACAGCGCGCCCGACAGCGAAAUGGUGGACGGGCGUGAGGGCAAGGCACCGGCGGCAGAGCAGGCCAUGAGGCAGGCCCCGCCCGUCAGCGCGGCCAGCAUGUCGGCCUUCGACCCGCUGAAGAUCCAGGAGGAGGUCAGCAAGAACGUCAUCUCUGCUUUUGGCUUGAGUGAGGACCAGGCCCCAGCGCCCCCUGGUGUAGUGGCUGAGGAGCGCUCGGGAACCCCCGACAGCAUCGCCUCCUCCUCCUCUGCUCCCCCCCAGCAGCCGACCCCUCAUUAUGCAGUCCAACCGGGAGCCCCUGCAGCCAUGGACGGUCAGGUUUAUCAGCAGUACCAGGCUCCUGGUGGAUACCCCCCCCAGCAGCCUGCUGCUCCCCCCCAGCAGCAGCAGUAUGGGCUGCAGUACGCCGGCUACAACACCCAGCCCGGAGCACCACAGCCUGGCCCUCCACAGCCACAGCCACAGCAGCAGCAGCCGCAGCAGUUCCAGAACUACCCCCCUGCCUCCUCCCAGGCCCCGGCCCCCGGCCAGGCCCCUACCCCGGGCUUCCAGGCCGGGCAGCAGCAGCAGCAGCAGCCCCCUCCACCCCAGGGGGCUCAGCAGUACCCCCCGGGAGCCUUCCCUCCCCAAAACUACACCGCCCAGGCCUCCCAGCCGGCCAACUACAGCCUGCCUCCCAACGCCCAGCCCGGCCAAGGGUACCAGCCGCGGCCCGCGUACACCCCGCCCCCGGGCAGCAAUGUCACCCCUCCGCCCGGGUCAGCUAACCCCUAUGCCCGCAACCGCCCCCCCUACGGCGGUGGCUACACUCAGCCGGGGCCCGGGUACCGAUAAAUGCUGCUUUAACCGGGCGCCGGAGCUCCGCAAUACAUCUAAGGCCGACCCUGUGCGGCGCCAGGCUCUGCGUGGCCUGGUCGCCGUUCACAUGGUGUUCAAAUCCACCCCCCCACUGUUCAACAAGUUGCCCCCUCUAUUAGAAGCACCCACCCCCCCGGUCUGUCGUAUGUUUCCAUGCUGCCUCUCCAGCAAAACAUUCUGACCGCUGUUGGAUAGUUUUAGUUUGUUUUUAGUUAUUCCCCUGCUCCCCCCACCCUGAGAGAAUGGCCUGCUAAAUGAUCACCAUGCCUCCAGCGUUUGUCUGUGUGUAGUUUUAAUUCUGUCUCCGUGCACACCCCUGUGAGAUUUCAAACAGGCUGUCGUCGUACAAGCUUUUUAUUUCUCUUUCGUCCUUCAUGAUCAACAUUAUUUUUCCUGCUGAAAUCGGUGUAUCCUUAAUAUCCAUCUAUAUAUAUAUAUAUACAUAUAUCGUGCUCGGCAAACAGAUAAUGUUGAUAAUGGAAGCGUCUAACUGGCCUUGUUGGUUAGAUGCCUUUUGAAGACUCUUAUAGAAUAAAAUGUUGCACCUUUUAGGUUUUGGUUUUGUUUUGAUGUCCCUCAAUGUGUAUUAAUUAUGUUGCUGUUUAAACUGCCCUGCGUUGGAAACACUAGUUUAUGUGAGCGAUGGUUCAAGGUUGCAGAUUAUUGGCAUCCCGAAAGGAUUAACCUGAUCUCCUCUUUAUCUUCUUGUAAUUACUUUCUCUCGCUCUUUCUAUCACCUUAUCCGGUCACUCGUUUUUACUAAUAUAUCAAAUAAAGGAAAAACUCACACCUUUCUGUAAUAUUAGUUGUUAAUGUAUAAAUUGUAACAUUUUUUCUCUGGAACCUAAUAAAACAUUGAGACCCAAGAGUUUUCUUUAGUGGAGAUAUUUCGUUGCACCUGGAAAAGCUUUCGUCUCGGUCGCUUGCCCUGUCUACACCUCCUCGUUGUGGUUUCUGAGUUCAUGUCUGUUGAGCUUCGCUUCCCAGGUCUCACUCUCUCCUUCCCCCGAUUUGGGAAAACCUGGCCCCGUGGUCUUCAUAUUUAUUUUCUUGACCGAGGGAUGUGGUCUGCUGGACUGUGGCGAGAGGGAGUGCGGUGAGUGUCUCAUGUUAAGCUGUCUUCCUGAGUGAGAAGAAUUGAGCGAGAUGGGUUUAAGGGUAUUUCAUAGGAGGGCGUAUAUGGAUAUACAAGGCCUAGGUGUAUGGUCUGUGUCAACUUGAAACAAAGUGUGUUUUUUUUUUACCCCCAUAAAAAUCCUCCUGUACGUAUGGGGUUGAACUCCAACAACAGCAUAGAAAUCCAUGCCCGAAUUGAAGAUAUCUUUUUAUUUUUUGUAAUGAACGUAAGAAAAAACAAAUUCCACAAACAGAUUUGUUAUUAUUGUAGGCAAAACAAUUUAUUUUAAUACCCCUCAAUCCAAAGAUGUAUGUACACUAUUUCAAAUCAUUAAAUGGUACAAACAAAUAAUGUAAUAUUGGUUGCGUACAUUGGUAGAAAACUUAAAAAAAUACAUUGUAUUUGGACCCCACGGAACAUCGUUUCUUAAAAUUAAUACAAUUUGUUUGCAGCAAGGACAUGGAAGACCUGAAAUUCACACUUGAUUCUGAACACUGCCAUUACUUCACCAUAUACACAAAUGAACAACAGUGCAAACUGCAAAUGCUAAUACUCCCUUAGGGCCAGCAGAAGGUUUUGUGGAAUAUAAUACAGGCCUGAGUACAUUAGGUUCUCUUUAAAUGCACAUCAAUCAAUGACAACAUUUUUGUGUGUGUACAAAAAUGUCAUGCAUGUACGGCUGAACAGUUUUUUGUUUGUCUCGUCUCAAAAGGCAGCACGAUGAUACACUUAACGUUAAUUAUUUGAUAAAUUAUAUUAUACAAACUACAUUAUGGGAGCCAGCUUCCCAACAUUCUCUCUCAGAUCAUAUUUUAAUAUUCACUUGGAAACUCUAGAA
This is a messenger RNA of Gadus chalcogrammus (walleye pollock), 3389 nucleotides long. RefSeq names its product trafficking from ER to golgi regulator (gene tfg). Gene Ontology annotation, molecular function: identical protein binding. The transcript has 8 exons. Bases 178 to 1410 code for a protein of 410 amino acids. Gene Ontology annotation, cellular component: endoplasmic reticulum exit site. Lineage: Eukaryota; Metazoa; Chordata; Actinopteri; Gadiformes; Gadidae. Gene Ontology annotation, biological process: COPII vesicle coat assembly; endoplasmic reticulum to Golgi vesicle-mediated transport. The record is from RefSeq and is a predicted model, not a curated record.